Molecule: messenger RNA, 321 nt
Organism: Arabis nemorensis
Lineage: Eukaryota; Viridiplantae; Streptophyta; Magnoliopsida; Brassicales; Brassicaceae
Source: the annotation of a GenBank genome assembly
AUGGAGAACGUGGGUAGUGGUGGUUGUCUUGAGCUUAUCGACCGAAGUGGGUUGAUUAUGAAAAGGGUCAACGAGUUCUUCUUCUUCGUUGCCAAGGCUAGCUCGAGAAGGAUCUCUCUUGUUGACUGGAGGGCUUUUAGCGUUCAGAAACCUACCAAAGAGAAAGAUUCGAGUGAAAUAGCGGAAUUUCCUGUCGUGUCGCCUCUUGAUACACCUUCUAAAACUCAUUGGCUAGACGACGACUUAGACGGUGAUGAUGAUGAAGAUUUCGAUUUUGCUAAAGCGAUUGUGGAGGCUGCUGCUACUGUCCUUUCAAUUUGA